UGGCUGAACGAAGUCCAUUUUAGAUUAUUGUGCACGUAUUAUAGUUGAAAAACGUUCAUGUGAUAUCAAAAUUAGGUCGCAUCGCGAGGGGGUUAUAAGGGGAGGGCGGAGAAAAGCUAUGGCGGAAAACAGAAGUUCGGACAACGUCGUUAUGCCGGACAUUACCGAAGUUUCCGAACCCGAUCCAUUGGCGGCAAGGGCCGAGCACGACACGGAGAGGAGCGAUGGCGGCACGGUGUUGGCGAGUAGUAUCAAGAGCGCCAGGUUAUCUAGUGACUCCAAUGGCGUUGUCACGGUGCCGGUAUCCUUGCCUGUGGGCACACUUAUUACAGGAACGACAUUUAACGUGAUAACGUCCGACCAACUGCCGCACUUCAAGCCUAUGAUAUGUGUGGACAAUGGAUUCAUAUCUGGUGGGGCGGUGUCCGAAGACAUCAAGGCGACCCAUAUCGUCAUCCAGAACCCACCGACACCGCCGCCUACGCGCAAGGCUGCCCUGGAAGAAGGUGCGCCUACGUUAGCGACGCCCGCGUCUAUCACCACCGCCAAUAGUCGUACAUGGGCUGAGACUGUGCAUAUGCCCGUCCUUCCUAUUCGCUGUAAAAACACUUCUGCAGAGCUUCACAGGCACCGGUUCGGGUCAGGGGGUCGCGGUCGAUGUAUAAAGUAUGGCAUGGAAUGGUACACACCUAGUGAAUUUGAAGCCCUUUGUGGCAGAGCAUCGAGUAAAGAUUGGAAGCGCUCCAUCCGGUUUGGUGGCAGGAGUAUUCAAGCUCUGAUAGAUGAAGGAAUUUUGACUCCACAUGCCACUAGUUGCACUUGUGGAGCGUGCUGUGAUGAUCAGUCUGCUAUGGGUCCAGUUCGGCUAUUCACACCAUACAAACGGAAAAGAAGAAAUCAGGAAGGAGAGGAGAAGAAAACAAAAGUAAAGCGAGAUACCAGCAUAGUGGAAAGUGAAGUAGACAGCAUUCAUCAAACAAGCAACAAUAGUCACUCCAAGGAAGCCUGGCACACACUGACGGAAGGCUUGGAUAGUAGCACAGGAUAUCAUUUGUUGGAGAAUCCUGAUACUAGUACUGAUCUCACAGCAGCGGCGGAAGCGACAGGUUCUUCCAGCCCGCAAUGGAACAGCGUAGUGCAGUUGGCUCCGCUUGCAACAGGGCGGCGAGUCAGGCCUACGCUCAGCAAUCUUCCGGACAUGAACGGAGUGUUGAAGAGGCUGGAUGACAUCGGCCAGACGUUAGUCCGACUAGCGGGGGAGCUGAAGCAGUGCGUGGAAGACGUCCGGCUGGUCAGCAGUCGGCAGUUGGAAAGAUUGGAGCAAGAGCGUGCGUCGGCGCUGCUGGCCGCCAGUGUUGACGCGCAAGUCGACGCCGAACAAGUCUCCUUGCACAAUGUCGAGGAGACAGACUCUAAAAAGUGCGCGAACUGCAACCGCGAGGCGUCAGCGGAGUGUUCCCUCUGUCGACGGACGCCAUAUUGUUCGACGUACUGCCAGAAGAAGGACUGGGCGUCGCACCAGGUGGAGUGCCUCCGGUCCCUCCCAGCCAUCCACGACUCACAGCAACACCAAUCCAUCAUGCUCAUAGUUGAGAGUCAACAUCAUCAAUGAGAAUCGGAGUGUUUGCUGUGUGCAGCAAAUGAAAGUGCGCUUAGGGGUGCUACAGACUAACGUAAUUUGGUACAAACCACCUGUGCGGGACAGUGCUACUCAACAGCAUACGCAGUGAACGAUGCGUUACCUUAAGGUACAGUGUACUUAUUAGCCAAACAAUAUGUGUAAUGAAGAAGAAUAAUUUCUAUGUUUUAAUGUUAUAUAUUUUAUAAUUAAAAUAUGUGUCCUCACACCUCUUUGUUGAUCGGUACUCUUAAAAUGAUAUUGGUGUCAGAUUUUGUGUGCAGGUAAGCACCGUGUAACAAUAGCAAUCAUUUUUUUUAUUCUUCCUUUUAUUAACAUAGUCUGGUAUCUAUUCAUAAAAAAAAACUUUCUGGGGGCUAAAAAGUCCACAUCGAAGCAAUUCAUCUAAAAAACAAUAUUGCUCUUUGACAUUGCAUUGCGUAUUUGCUUUUAUGUGCGUAAAUGCUAAUUGCAGUAUUGCUUUUUUAGAUGAAUUGCUUCACCCCCCUGUUGUUCUUAUACAAUGUAAGCGAUCAAAAUUGGCGUUAGCUCAGUAAGCCCAAGUAGUAUUUAAUUUAAUAUGCUUGAUCUCGUUUUUAGGGCAUAUGACUGCGUUUUUUUUAAUGCCGAUUGACAUUGUGGUAGAAGUGAAGUGACAUAAUAUAUUAUUAUAAUAACUGGAUGAUCAAUAGUUUCUUCUGAACUUAUAUUUUAUUCUACUUAUUUUUAUGACAAAAUCACUUUACAUUCAUUCCCUAUUUGAAUGAAUAUAAGAAAGAGGUUUUAUUAACUUGACGAUGUAAUUUUGCAGGUUAUUAUGAAUGCUAUGAUAGCUUACAUUCCGAAAUAUUUAAUUUAAAUAAAGUUAAAUCUCAAAUAAAAUCCAAGUCGAAUCAUUGUCAAAUUGCUAUAAUGAUAGUGUCAAUUGUUGAAAUUGUUACCUGCUGAGAACUUUUUGGAAAUUAAUUUAUUUAAUCAUUUUUUUUUUGUAAUCAGUAAAGUUUUAUUUUUGUUAUCAGCAGGUAACCGUUUCAACAAUUUUACAAUAAUCCUUAGUUUUACAUUUUUAAAUUAGUAAUUUUAAUUUAGAACUAUCAUGCUACAAUUCAAGUUAAUAUAACCCUCCUUUUUGCUUUUUUGCAGUUGGGUAAACUUCUUUAUAAUUCAUUUAAAUAGAGAAAAAAAUAAAGUGCCCGUAUUUUUUUUUGCACAUGAGUUUUCUAGUUCUGCCAGGUUUGUGGAUCACUAGUCCACAUAGUCACAAGGCAGUGACCAGUUGGAAAAUGAAAUCUUAGCUAAGUAAAUACUAUCAAUAGAUGUUAAACAUAUUUUUAGCCAAAUAUAUUAUAAUGUUGCUUAAUUAUGUAUCGUCCGUUGCCCAUUUGUUAAUGGAUAUAACGCAAUUAUUUUCUUCCAGCUUCAUACUGAAUCUUUCCAAUUAGAUUAUUUCAUUUUACAUAGGCAUAAAGGUUUUAGUUAUGGCCUAAACAUUAAUUUAUUGUUUUAUAGUUACCACUGGUUGUAAGAACUUUUUUAGUUGUUCUGUUACCAAAUAUUAAUAAAAUAUGUUAAAUUGUAAGGGGGCCUCUUUUUUGUAAAAUUGAAAAGAUGAAAUCUUGGACGCACUGACUUACUAAAUAAGAGGCCUGGGGUUCUAGUAAGGGCUGGCGCAAAUUUAUGGAGCGGCUGCUAGUUUUCUGAGUAUUUUCGCUCUAUCGCCAAUUCGUAGGAGUGCGCUAACCCCAAGGCGAAUUAGGUGGAUGCUGUUGGAAACGAUGUAAUAGAUAUUUUUUCAAGCAAAAAUACAUAAUAUUUAAUCCACUAAAAUAUAAUAUUAUAUUUCUAUUAAUAAUCUCAUCAAAACCAGAGUUUUGUAUAACAUAAAUUUUCUGUACUAUUAUUUUUUAAUUGUGAUUCAGUCAAUGCUGUUUGACGUAAUAUUUAAAUUAUGAAGUUGUAGAGUAUUUGCAUCUGAUUGCAUCGACACUCAUCUACUCGACAAGACAUCGCGAUAUUGAAAAACUCUAAAGAGUAUUGACUUUAAUGUACAUGCGCUUUUGUUGUAAAUUUAAAUACCUAAGUGAUCGUCUAAAAAUGUAGUCAUAAUAAUAACGAUACAUAUUUAUUUUUAUAAACCAAGCGGAAGUCCAAUGUAGGUUUAAGUUGUAGCAAGCACAAACAUUGAAUGAAAACAUUUCUAUCGAUGAAAAGGUUGAUUUAAAAGUCCGAAUUGUAUCAUGCAAACCACAUGCAAACUGAUUAGGUAUAAGAUUCCGAAUCAAGUAGGUGGAACGUGUCAUAAUUUUUAUAUUAAUAAUGGUGAUAAAAGAUAAGGUUUAUGAUAAUGUAAAAUAGUCAACUGUUAUCCCGAUAAUUUCUGGGCUUACUAAACUUAAUUUUUUUAAUACAUAAACUAUUUUGUUGAAUAUCGUUCGUUUUUAUCACGAAAUAGAGGAAAAUGUUUGGAAGGGCCAAGAGAGCGCGAAACACGCGCCAUACAAGUAUGAGCAAAUAGUUCGUACUUUGCACUCCACCCGUUCGCAAACUUUACGACGCACGGAACUCCGCGAUACUAAAUUAAAAAGUCGACUUGUGCCUUGUAACUUGCAGGGCACAAAAUCAAAUAUCGACUAUCAUGCAAGGAGAUCCCUUAAGAAAGAGGGAAGCUAAAAACCUUAGAGUGAUCGGCUAUUUACCAAAAAAUAUUUUUGUAUGCAGUAUCUUACGAAAAGUUGUGAUAAAAUUGCCGGUAAAGUGGCUGUGGAUUUGGGAAGCAGUAGCUGCCACAGAAACGCUGUUUGAAUCAUCUGAUAAAGAUGUAAAGGCCUGAGAUGAUGAGAGCUAUCGUAGUUAUCUGUUUGCAGAAGUAGUAGUAAAAGAGAGUGGAGUUAAAACGGCGACCGCGGUUCUCAUACAAAAUGCGCGUUUGGGCGUUUCCAACCUCUUUCUUCUAUUCCGUGAUUUUUAUCAGCGCACCGUCUUCAGGUAGUUUACUGGUAGUUAAGAUCUUUGUACAUCUAACGGUGCGGCAACAGAUCAACUCACUUUAUCUAUUUUGUUAUUUAUAUCGCUUUAACACGAUAUAGUGAUACAAUGUAAAAUAUAAAACAAUACACAAAUAAGAAUACCGAACACUUCCGAAUAAUACACCAAUUUAUAACAAUAUAAUAUUAAUGAAAUAUACUGUAAAAUACUACUGUUAAUGCAUAUAAUAUACAAUGAUACUGUUAAAAUAUAUUUUUCUAUGUAAGCAGAAUUUUUUGCUCCAUAGUAAUUCAACAUGUUUGUGUAUAUGCUCUAUCGCAUUAGUGGUUGCUUAUGGUGCAAUAACUCACUCACGCUUGCUUCUCACAGAGCCGGGAAGUUGCGUCGCGAGAUUUUUCUUUGAGAUUAUUUUUCAUACAAAAUAGGCUACUUGACAACCUAGUGACUAGGUCAUAGUCCAGUGGUUCCUAACCUUUUUAAUGUCACUACCCCUGUGAAGGUAAGAAGAGUUUACCCCUAAUUUAAAAUAAUUAAAACCACACAAAUUCGAACGAAUAUAUGUUUAUUAUGUAAGUAAGAAAAUGCACGUUUAGGUAACUAGUAAAUCUCGGAGUUAACUAAUGUGAAGGUUGAAAUUGCUUUACAUUCGCAAGUUUGACAAUAUUAGGUUCGCUUCCAUUCAACGGGCAUUUCAUUUCAUGCUCAACAUUCAGACGGAUUCUGGCUUUUGUUUUUAAUGUAACAAGAGUUAUACUAUCUCGUGCCAUCCCUUGUUACCGUGAUCUCCAUUUUACCCCUGAGGGGUAAUUAUCCCCCAGGUUAGGAACCACUGUCCUAGUCGAAUGAGAUACUUUUUACGAAACGUCAAAACUCAAGGUUCCUUUGGAGUUUGUACGGCAAUAAUGUCCUGUGACGUCAUCAAUAAAACCGGUCAUACGCCGUACUCAUCAUUACUUAAUUCAUAAAUAAAAUUCGAAUAAAUGUCAAAAAUGAGAUGGAUUUUUGUUCAUCUUAUACUGACUUCUAUUUCUAGAUUAGCAUUUUCUAAUUUAUCUUUGGGCCAAUCAAAUACCCUAUUGAUUUCAUUUCAUGCUCAACAUUCAGACGGUUUCUGGCUUUUGUUUUGAUGAUACCCUAUUGCAAAAAUACCCGCUUGUCCAGUUUUCCCGGCUCAUAGCUAUUAGUGCAUUCAUUAUUACUCUAAUAUUAUAAACAUCAGGGAGUCUAAAAAGCCAAAUUGAGGCAAUUCAUGUCAAAAUUGCAAUUUGACAUUUGCACAUGUAAAAGUAAGUGCACAAUGUUAACAAACGUCAAAUUGCAAUAUUGCUUUUUUAAAUUAAUUACUUCAAUAGCCCAGUUGGAAGAAUGUGCUAUGAAACCACUAUGAGAUCGCAGGUUCGAAUCUAGCAUGGGCCUAAACCUAUGAUUUUCGAAGUCGUUUUUCGAAUUCAUGUUUGGAUCAUAAAUGAUUAUCACGUUCUCAGUGGUGAAGGAAACCGAAGAAAUGCGUUUCAGAGGUAUGUGACCUAACAUGUAUUGGGCUGGUUUUUCCUUCGCGGGUUGGAAGGUCAAAGAUGCAGUCGUUUCUGUAAAAAACCGGACCUGUCAAAUCUCCAGAUUAGGUAAGCGGACCCUGUGAAACGGGAUAACGCUAGGAAAAUUUAAUGCAGAGGCAAAUGCUUUCCAGAGAGAAACUUUGCUCUCAUUGUAUUCUAGAGUUCUCUAUUGAGUUGUCUAUGGUAUUGAAUGAACGAAACCGGGGAAGAGCCUCUAUGCUCCACACUUGUUCUAAAUUGAAUCUAUAAAAAGACGUUAAAAAUAUGAACGAAACUCGAACAAAAAUGACCAUGAGUCUAUUAAACCGUCUAAAAACCAGAAAAGUAAAGUUACUUUUUAAGUUUUUGCUGCCUAUAAAGGCUCUAAUUUCUUGUAAAAUUUACCUUUACCACUUCUCUGUGUCGUCGCAGUAGUUUAAUUCCUCACUACUUCGUUCUUCGACCACAUCGAUUACAAAUCAAAUUCCAAAGGUAUAUUGAUAUCGGCCUUGAUGGUAAAUCAUAAUCGUUCAGUCUUAAAUUGGUACUAAUAGUAAUUUAUUUGAUGAACUAGGUACUUCAUUGUAUUUGUCAGCCAACAUUUUGAUCCAGACAUCGAACCUCUAUUCUGUGUGUGCCUAGCCUUAGAAUAAAGAAUAACACUGCGUAACAUAAUGGGGGACUAAAAUGGCCACAUCGGCUUAAU
This is a messenger RNA of Pectinophora gossypiella (pink bollworm), 6844 nucleotides long. It is a transcript of the gene Deaf1, whose product is annotated as deformed epidermal autoregulatory factor 1. The record is from RefSeq and is a predicted model, not a curated record. Gene Ontology annotation, biological process: positive regulation of transcription by RNA polymerase II. The transcript has 6 exons. Gene Ontology annotation, molecular function: RNA polymerase II cis-regulatory region sequence-specific DNA binding; DNA-binding transcription activator activity, RNA polymerase II-specific. NCBI's taxonomy places the organism in Eukaryota, Metazoa, Arthropoda, Insecta, Lepidoptera, Gelechiidae. Bases 119 to 1612 code for a protein of 497 amino acids.